Messenger RNA from Pocillopora meandrina, 4149 nucleotides. The record is from the annotation of a GenBank genome assembly. NCBI's taxonomy places the organism in Eukaryota, Metazoa, Cnidaria, Anthozoa, Scleractinia, Pocilloporidae.
AUGUCAGGCUACAAACUUUACUACUUUGAUACCCGAGCUCGGGCUGAGAUCGUUCGACUGUCUUUCGUUGCUGCGAAUAUGGAAUACGAAGACAUCCGAUUUACCAGAGAAGAAUGGGUCAAGGAGAAAGAAUGUGAGUAGAAAAUCUUGAAUGCAGUUUACAACAUAGCGCUUGUGUUCAAAACGUUAUCCUGAAAUAACUAACCUUUAACCGAGAAAGUUGGUUUGCAUAUAAAGGUUCAGGACUUGCAUAUUGAAUGACAAAUCGUCUCUCAUUGCUAAAACACAUUGUUUCUUAAAAAAAAAAGGGAAAAGAAAAGAUUGCGACUAAAACCGCAUGCUAUCCUCAUUAUCAUCACAAAAAUCGAUUCUUUCAAUUUACCGUGUGUUCUUUGUCGAAUAAAACUCAAUUUCAGUUAAGUACGAAUUAUCAUGCAGUGCAUGGGAACGUAUGCAAUGAUAAGAAAUUGGAGCCCCCCAAAAAAAUACUUAGGUAGUAGAUUUUCGCGAAAAAGGUCGGAAGGAUGACUACAAUCUAACAUUCUGUCCAUCCACCUGACCUAUCUUAAUUCCCUAAUUAAUUCGUAACGAUGACGAUGCAAGUUACUAGUUUCCAGAACUGAACCUCAGAACCAAAGGCUGUAGAGAUGAUUUGGGUUUUUCAGGAAGUGAAGCUGUCAGAAAGAUUGGCUUCUGUGAUCUUUCUCUCUAUUUUCAAUUUCAUUCCAAGAAAGAGAAAACCCUCAAGUUUGGCUAGGUUUCUGAAUAAUUUUAAAUCAUACAGCAGGAUUGCGUGACUAUGCCAUAGUAGAUAUUUUCGUCAACAAGAGUCAGAGCCGCCACUCGAAUAUUCACAUGAUUUCAUCCAAAAAUAAAUUAACAUGAUUAAAAACGAAUAUUAAAGAUAAUGCUUUAAUAGUUAUGAACUGACGCUGCACCUAAAGUUCCAACCAAAAGCGCGUGAAAAGUUGGCGGUAUUGCAAGCUGUCUGUUUUUGACAUUUUAUAAUAAUUUAUACCUACUAGAUUUUAUCUGAGUGGUUAUCUGGCAAAUGCUUUUACUUGUAUCGAAGACUCCUUUGGGAUAUGUUAACAAAAGGAAUUAAAUGCAUGUCAUAUUUAUUCAUGUGUCCAUUAUAUUUUUGUCUACAUGUAAGCAAACAUAAUGUGAUCAACAUGUUUACUUAUGGUUAAUUCAUUGCUUAUGCGCUCAUUCCUCUGAUAAGACAUCCCUUUACUGGUUAUUUCUUCUUGUCUCUAUUUAACAAUAAAUUUAUUCAAAUCCAUGUGUAUUUAUCUAUUUAUCUACCUUAAUAUAUCUCUCUCUAAGUAACUGUCUAUAAUCCAUUUAUCUGUUAAUUAACUUAAGUAUUGAUUUAUCAUCUAUCUUUCUAUUUAUUUUUCUAUUUCUUUUUGUCAGCUGGCAGACCCCCUCUUGGUCAGGUACCAUUUCUUGUGACCCCAGAUGGAAAAGUGCUCGGACAGUCUCAAGCAAUCAUGAAGUAUGUUUGCAGAAUAGGAGGUGAGUAAUCACUAAUGAAAUGAAUAUUUUUUUCUUUAUGAAGCAGCAACAGUAAUGUUACUAUCUAUUACUAUCAGUAUGCCACAGGAAAAAUUUCAAUUUUUGUGCGCUUGACUAGUGAACAAUUUAUUAACUUAAUCUCACCUUGUAACCAAAAACAACGGUACCUCCUUCAACCUCUUCAUUGGCUUCAUGAAUGAUGGAGAACCUUGGAACAAUGGUUUGUCUCAGGAAAUAUCCAAGGCUGGUGGUGCUGUAUGAGAAAGUGCUGGAGAUUCAGGAAUAAAAGCUUGGGCAGAGAGGCACCCUCAAUUUAUCUGUGAUUGUGGUAGCGGAAUGCUUGAUUCUCAAACAUUACCUAAUAAAAGAAACUUCUCAAAAAGUUUCUAUGAUUAUUCAAAAUUUUCUCCUAGCCUUGUGGGUGACAUGGUGGUGUUUUAUUUGGUACACAUGAUCAGGGAUUGAAAAUUACCUGAUGGGUGCAAUUCCUGGCAGGAGCAUGAUUAAACUAACACCACUGUGCAAGGUGCCUCACUAAGUAUCAACAAACAUACAAGGAAAAUUGAUGGAUUUCCAGGGGGUGGGAGAGAGGGGUAGGGGGUUGCCUGUCAUAAAAUGUAGUUCUGUAAUAAUCUUUCUACUUUAGUGUUAGGUGUAGUGUGUUGCUUCCUUUGUGAUGUCUUUUUUUUUUUUAAUCAUACCAUUCUUAUUUUUGUAAGUAAUAUUAGAGAUAUUGUAUAUGUUCUGUUUUGAUGGAAUAAAUAAACUAUUGGGAAUAAAUCUAUUCAGUCUAGCAAGGAGAUUUUGACUGGCAAAAAUGCUUACAAUUACUCAGGUGAUUGGUCAGACUGGUGUAUUUUUGUCAUUAAUUUUCCAGUUGUUUUUUUCUCAAUGUCCUCAAAAGUAAUAAUGGUAGUAUUAAUUGGGCAUAAAUAUGUGAUGAGCUCUUUUUAAGAGUCAUUUUCACUCAUGCCAAGCAGGUCAGGCUAAAAUGACCCUGAGUCAUGGCCAAAACAUAUCAUUUAUGCCCAUGGACAUAACCUCUGUUGCUUUAUUACAUAUAGGUUUGAGCCCAACAGACAGUUUUGAUGAGGCAAUUGCUGAUAUGAUUGUGGGUGGUGUUGAAGAUUUUUUCCAGGCUUUGAUAAAGGUUUUUAUGGAAAAGGAGGAAGCUAAAAAGGUACCAAAUAAACACAAUUUUGUUUUUUUGUUUCCUCUUCUUUAUAAUCUUUAUCACUUUUCAUUACAGAUCUCAAUACCUUGUUCACUUCUUACCUUCAGAUCUCUUCUGAUUGCCACUACCUUCAGAUCUGUCCCACCUGUUUUUGCUCCCCUCACAGCUUGCCCCCAUUGUCUUGUUUUCAGCUCUUUCCUUUCCCUUUUUAGUCUAGUCAACUAACUUCUUGAUCACCCUACCUCUCCCAUGCUUCUUUAGAUGGUGUUAUCAGACUCCAAAGUAUCCCUUCCUUCCACCUUUUCUCCAUCUCAGUCCCUCACACCCUCCUCUCCUCUUCUCCUUUUCCUUCUUACGCCUCACUCCCUCUCCCUCCUACCUUUCUCUCUCCCUUCCCUUGCUCUCCGCCACCUCUGUUAUUGCCUCAUUUAUUAUACCUUUCUCUCCUAUGCAACCUUGUCCUCAUUAAUUAACUCUCUUUCACUAGUUCUUUUCUCCCCCUCUCCUUUCCCCACCUCCCUCUCUUUAAUUUUUCUCCCAUACUAAUUCUCUCUCCCUAUUUGUAUUAUAUACUAGAAGUGCUUUUGUUUUAACUUAUCCCCAUUUGCCUACUCAGCCAACUCUCUCUCCAUUUCCCUUGACCACCAAUUCAGUGUCACUAACUUAAUUUAGGCCAAUUCCUUCACUUGGAUUUUUUUAUCCUUGUUUGGUCAAAAUUAUUUUGUAGACAGAGCUAAUGAAAGAGUUCUUGGAAGAAACUCUCGCUAACCGACUGCCAAAAUAUGAAAAUAUUUUAAAAGCCAACAACGAAGGCAAGGGAUUCUUUGUUGGUGACAAGGUAACAGUUUGUGAAUGAAAACAAAUUUGAUCUUUAUGUUAACAUACACAAGAUUUCUUUCCUAUACAUGCAAGACCAUGCAUUUAAGGCAUGCAUGACCCUUCGUCCUAAUUUUUUAAUCCUAUCUUCUAUUUAGGUUUACUUGAUUUUAUUCACAUUGUUGUUUGUGGAAUAAACAAUGUUAAAGCCUCUUGCCAUUGUACUAUUUAAAAAUGCAUCAUUACGUCGAUUAUGGCAAAUAGAUAAGUCCAUUUGCUAAAUGUAUAAUUUACUCAAAAGUCCUAUUAUUAUCAUCAUCAUUAUCAUCACCAUCACCAUAAUAAUUAUUAGCAUCAUUAUUUUUAUCAUUAUACUUUUAUUUCUUCCUCUUCUUCCUCUCUUUUUCUUCUCAAAAAUUACAUCCCAGGCUAAUAAAGAUUUAUUUUAUGAUAUCUAUUCACAGCUUACAUAUGCUGACAUCAUUUUCUUUGACCUGAUGAACUUUUUGGAAAAAGGCGAACCCACUGCCCCGAAAGCACUCGAAAAGUUCCCGUUAUUGGCUGCGCAUCACAAACGUGUACUGGAUGUGCCAGAAAUAAAGAAAUGGGUCGAGACACGCCCAAAAACAGAGCAUUAA